UUAAAGAGAAGUAGCCCCGGAUCCUACAGCCGUGUGACUCCCGGCUUUGCGCACCGCUCACAGCUGCGCCGAAUCCAGCCUGCCCGUGCACCACCGCGGCUCCCGACGGCGGUGAAGGAUGCGGACUUCUCUGGUCGUGUGCUGCUACGCGUUUGCGCUGCAAUGCCUCCCGAGCACGCUUUGUCUUCCAGUGCGGGGAUCCAGCAGGUACAAAGUGGCACCGGUCUCUGAAAAGUUCCCCGACCUGAAGAAAAGGGGGAAGGUUCCUCACGCUCAGGACUUAGUGAAGGAGACGAGUUUGCCGGCGAACAGCUCCAACACGUGGAACCGACCUCGCUGCGGCGUACCGGAUUACCCCGUCCAGAAGGAGGUGCAUUAUCGGGGGCGACAGAGACGCUUCGUGCUGUACGGAGGACGUCUGGAGAAGAAUGACCUCACCUACAGGAUCGUCCGCUUUCCCUGGCAGAUAAGUGAGGAGAAGGUGAGGCGCGUCUUUCGGGAAGCGCUGAAAAUCUGGAGUGACGUCACGCCGCUCACCUUCACCGAGGUUCACAGCGGGAAAGCCGACAUCCGCAUCGACUUCACCAGGUACUGGCAUGGAGACAACCUUCCCUUCGACGGCCCGGGUGGGAUUCUCGCUCACGCCUUCUUCCCCAAAACGCACCGACAGGGCGACAUUCACUUCGACUACGACGAGUCCUGGACUCUCGGGAACCACAUGGGCACAGACCUCCUCCAGGUCGCUGCACAUGAGUUCGGGCACGUCCUGGGCCUGCAGCACUCCCGCGAGCCCAGAGCCAUCAUGUCGGCGUACUACUCCUUCUCCUACCCGCUGAGGCUGAGCGAGGACGACAAGCGAGGCAUCCAGUACCUGUACGGAGCUCACCCGCGAGUCCUGCCCUCACCGCCGCCCCCGCCGCCGCCUCCAUCCAACCCAGAGACCAACGAGAUCAUCACGAAUCCCGACGCAUGCCAGACGGACUUUGAUGCCGUGUCUAUGAUCCGAGGGGAGCUGUUCUUCUUUAAGUCGGGCUACGUUUGGCGGAUCAGGGACGGGCAUCUGGAGAGCGGUUACCCGGCGCUGGCGUCCCGUCACUGGAGGGGGAUUCCCGAAAACAUCGACGCCGCCUUUGAAGACAAGUCGGGGAAUAUUUGGUUCUUUCAAGGUGAGAAUUACUGGGUGUUUGACGCUGAGAUGCAGAUCAGAGGGCCGGAGUCCAUCAGGAAUUUGGGUCUGUCGGUGUCCGGGAUCCAGGCGGCGCUGCGCUGGGGCCACGACUCCAACUACAACACCUACUUCUUCAAGUCCGGCAGCUACUGGAGGUUCAGCCCCCGCGAGAACCGCGUCGAGUCCGUCUACCCGCGCAGCAUGCAGGACUGGAGCGGCAUCCCCCACGACGUGGACGCCACUUUCAGGGACAUCUACGGCUACGCUCACUUUAUCCGGGGACGACAGUACUGGAAGUUCGAUCCCGUUGGCAUGAACUCUUUAGAGGGCUACCCUCGCUACAUCGGCAUGGAUUUUUUCGGCUGUAAAAACGUGUGAGUCUGUAACUGUGGAGAUUAACAGAUUUUGUUUUUCGUUUUGUUUUGUUUUUGACUAUGAAGAGGAGUUUUUGGAGCAGAGACGUUUGUGUGUCCAUCCUGCGGAUUGCGGAGGAUGAGACCUUUAAAUCUGUUUAUGCUUUACUCCAUUUAUCGAGUUACACCUUCUUCUUCUUCUCAGGAAAACCAGGUAAUGUUUUUGUACUCAGACUUGGCACCUCCUGUGCAGCUACACUCAUAUUUAUUUUGCACAUUUUGUCACCACUCAGCUGAGAUCUGGGCCUCUGUGUUAAUGACGCGUGACGCCGCAUCGUUCUCACUUCCUGUUUUUUUUUGAGCCUCAAAACUGAACCAGGAUGUUUUCCAUCUCAGCUGUUGUUGUUUCUGUCAUGACUCUGAUCCUCGAGUGUUUGAAGAGUGACAUCAAACUUUAAGCUUGCAGCGGACAGAUUUGUAAAUUCGCUGCAGGCAGAGUUAAAUUUUUAGUUUUGAUGCUGUAACUUGAAACCUGUAAAUCAUUCAACAUGAUGCCGGUAAACAAAAGUUUAAGGAUGUGAUCACACGUGCACUUGAUUUUCCUGCCGGCUUGACUCACACCGACCAUGAAUCACAACAUAAAAACAACAGUCACAUUUAAACUUUUUUUUCCUAAAAAGCACUUUGUAACUUUGCUAAGAAAAGUGCUAUACACAUAAAGUUUAUUAAUUAUCAUUAGAGAGCUUUGCAGAGCUGCAUAAAGAUUAUUUCUGAGACACAGUCAUAACUUUUUUCGUGCUCAGCUGACUGUGUCCAGUUCAGCUUUAUAAUUAUUUAGUUUUAUGCCCUGAAUCGAGUCUCUCAGGCAGCAUGCUGUGUGAUGUCAGAGUUACUGCAGUUUAACACCUUGAGUGACAUCACUUUCCAUGUGCUGCAUUCAGACACCUUUCCCUAGC
Messenger RNA from Plectropomus leopardus (leopard coralgrouper), 2477 nucleotides. RefSeq names its product matrix metallopeptidase 11a (gene mmp11a). The record is from RefSeq and is a predicted model, not a curated record. Gene Ontology annotation, cellular component: extracellular matrix. NCBI's taxonomy places the organism in Eukaryota, Metazoa, Chordata, Actinopteri, Perciformes, Serranidae. Gene Ontology annotation, molecular function: metalloendopeptidase activity; zinc ion binding. Gene Ontology annotation, biological process: proteolysis; extracellular matrix organization; collagen catabolic process.